Messenger RNA from Formica exsecta, 2787 nucleotides. RefSeq lists its product as uncharacterized. The record is from RefSeq and is a predicted model, not a curated record. Gene Ontology annotation, molecular function: nucleic acid binding. The coding region runs from base 1 to 2787 and encodes 928 amino acids. Gene Ontology annotation, biological process: DNA integration. The transcript has a single exon. Lineage: Eukaryota; Metazoa; Arthropoda; Insecta; Hymenoptera; Formicidae.
AUGUACAGACAAAUUAAAGUUCAUCCAGAAGAUUGGGACUUUCAACGCGUCUUAUGGAUUAAUAAAUUCAACAACCUUCUUCCUUAUCAGCUAACUACUGUGACCUAUGGUCUUGCUUGUGCACCAUUUCGUGCUCUGCGAACACUGAAGCAGCUGGUAGAAGACGAAGGGAACAAAUUCCCGCUAGUCACUCCUGUUUUGGAAAAGGGACGCUAUGUCGACAACCUUUUUGGUGGAGCCGACACUAUUCAACAAGCACAAGAUAUCGUUCAGGAGUUACAUAAACUCUGCAUGGCGGGCGGCUUUCUACUCCAAAAAUGGACAAGUAACCACCCUGCGAUUCUCCAAUCAAUUCAAUCCGAAAAAAAAAUUAAUGCAACAUCUCUGCAGAUCGAAGACGAUAUAACUGUUCAUGCUCUCGGGCUAUGCUGGAAACCAUCGAAUGACACUUUCCACUUCACACUGCAGUUAUCACCUACUAAAGUAAUGACGAAACGAGCAAUAUUGUCAACCAUUGCUAAAUUAUUCGACCCUCUCGGAUUACUCUCUCCUUUUAUCGUCAGAGCGAAGAUUAUCAUUCAAGAACUAUGGUCUAUCAAACUUGACUGGGAUGACCCGUUACCUCCACUCAUCUCUAACCGGUGGACAACGUUUGUAGAAGAAUUAAAAGCAAUGCCAAGCCUAACGUUUCCUCGUUGGUUAGGGUACAAAUCUAAUGAUGAUAUUGAAAUUCACGGAUUUUGUGAUGCAUCUCAGCAAGCGAUGUCUGCAGUCAUCUAUCUAAAAUCGAUCUCUGCAAAAGGAGAGAUACAAACAAAUUUAGUUUGUUCUAAAACUAAGGUAGCUCCCCUUAAAAGACUUACCAUUCCACGUCUGGAACUCUCAGGAGCUGUAUUGCUUUCAAAAUUAGUAUCUCACGUUCUACGAAUCUUAGAACUUGACCAUGUCCCUGUACAUCUUUGGACCGAUUCAUCUAUCACACAAACCUGGAUAAACAAUCAUCCUUCGCGGUGGAAGGAUUUCGUUCACAACCGAGUAUGUUACAUUCAAGAGACCGUACCACAAGCAAUCUGGCAUUUUGUACCAGGCCAAGAAAACCCCGCCGGCCUCGCUACUAGAGGGUUAACUCCUGCUCAAUUGUCUGACCUCUCGGUAUGGUGGACGGGGCCUCAUUGGCUACGACAACAUCCUUCAAUGUGGCCGGAAGAGCCGCAAACAGUAAAUUCCAAAGACAACCUUGAAGAACGACCAAUCCAAGUAGUAACUAUUACAGGCGAUAGAUCACUAAAGCCGUGGAAUCUCCUUAAUCGAUACUCAAGCCUAAAUCGAUUAUUACGCAUCACUGCAAUAUGUCAGCAAGUAAUCAAUCGAUUUCGAGGAACGCAAGAUUCAAGUAGAACUAGACAAAUAACUCCACAAGCUUUAGAAGCAGCAAAAUUCUAUUGGGUCAAAGCAGUCCAACAACAUUAUUUUCAACAGGAAAUUAAGACUCUUUCUCAAAAACAAUCACUACCUCUAUCUAAUCCACUUCUUCGGCUUACACCUUUUACAGACUCCAAUGGAUUGUUGCGAAUCGGGGGCCGUCUCCAAUCCUCUCUUUUGCCAUCAAGUGCCAAACAUCCCUUGAUCAUCCCUAAGGAAUCAGCAUUAACCACCCUCAUAAUAUCUGACGCACAUCUACGUACGAUGCACGGAGGCACGCGACUAACUCUCUCUUUCAUAAGAAAUGAAUUCUGGAUUAUAGGAGGCCGAACUCCUGUGAGGUCACAUAUAUUAAAGUGCGUGCGAUGUGCUCGAUACCGACAAAAACGAGCACAACAGAUCAUGGGACAACUUCCAGUUGAGAAAUUAACCUCAUCUCGUCCAUUUCUAAACUCUGGUGUUGACUAUGCAGGACCUUUUACUAUCAAGACUUGGAAAGGGAAGAACGCCCGAACCUAUAAAGCGUAUUUAGCUCUUUUCGUCUGUCACUCCACGUCAGCCGUCCACCUUGAGCUCGUUACAGAUUAUUCUACUGACGCAUUCAUGGCUGCAUAUAAACAAUUCACCGCAAGACGAGGGAUCUGCGCCACCUUAAUGAGCGAUUGCGGCACAAAUUUCAAAGGCGCGGAUGUCGAACUACAAAAUCUAUUCGCCGCAUCCUCAAACAAACUUGGAAGAUUAGCAGCAAUGUUAGCCAAAGACGGAACUCAAUGGAAGUUUAUUCCACCUGCCGCUCCUCACUUCGGGGGAAAGUGGGAGGCAGAAGUCAAAUCUGUGAAACAUCACCUCAAGCGAGUCCUUGGUGAGACCAUUCUUACUUAUGAAGAGAUGACUACAUUGUUGACUCAAAUUGAAGCUGUUCUCAAUUCGCGGCCUUUAACCCUUCUCACGGACGACCCAAAAGACUUAAAUGCGUUAACUCCGGGUCACUUCUUAAUUGGAAGCACACUAGCUAUCGUCCCAGAGCCAUCACUUGAGAUCGUUAAGAGCUCACGUCUCUCUAGAUGGCAACUACUUCGUCAGAUGUUGGAUAGUUUUUGGUCACGGUGGUCUACCGAAUGCCUACAGCGAUAUCUUGCCAUUUACAAGUGGAGCCGAUCUGCUCCAUCACUCAAGGAAGGCGCUCUUGUUCUGGUUAUCGAUGAACGAUAUCCUCCUUCAAAAUGGCCUCUGGGACGAGUUAUUCAGACUCAUCCCGGGAAAGAUGGGCAUACGAGAGUGGUCACUGUUCGCACCCAAACAACCUCUCUGAAACGACCGGUAGUUAAACUCUGUCCUCUCCCCAUCCCAGUAGAUUCACUGUAG